AUGAGCCGCGGGACGCCCGCCCGCCCCCUCCCCCCCGCGCCCUCCCGAGCCCCCUCCCCUCUCCGGGCUCCGCCUCCUCCGCGGCGUCGUCGCCCUCGGCCCGACCGCUCGGCCCCCUCCCCCGGCCGGCGCGCUGCUGGCCCCGCGCGCUCCCGGUUCGUUGGCGGCGGCAGCGGCCGCUCCGCUCGGCCCGCAGCGGCUCGGCUGGUGACGCUGCAGCCGCCGGCCCGGAGGUUCCGGACGGGCCGCAAGUCACUUCCGGGGCGGGGCGACGGCGUCGGAGGGGGCGGCGGCGGCUGGGCGGGAGCCGGGGGGCCGCGCCUUCCUCCCGUGGGCCCGGCUCCGAGCCCCCCUCCCUCGGGCUUCACCGGCCGAGCGCCCGGCCGCCCCACCGGAAACACGAGGCGGAGUUCCAAGCCAUUGUCCUGUGGGGCCGGGGCUGCGCGCGCCCUCCCGCGGCCGCCUCCCGGGAGCCGCGGUCACCCACGUGAUACUCAUCCAUUUUGGUCUAAUUCCUGGUCUCAUGGAGCUCUCUGUCUAGUGGAGCAGGCAGACAUCAAACAACUCAUCCUACAGAGUGGCAGCACGGAAGCUGGGUGGAGAGCGUGUCUAGGGAGAGAAAUGCUGCUGAAGAAUCAAGUAAGGAGCAUCUUUCCAUUUUCACAGAAGUGUCUCAUGAACACAGACCUAAAGUCUAUUUCAGAGAAGGUCCAGGGAUCUUUGCUAUCUGAAGGACGCAGUUCUCGUGUCUGUACUGCCACUCAUAUCUGCUGAACCCCCCGCAGUACUUGUCUCAGAAAACUGCUCGGCUCCUCCCACUUAUCCCAUUAUUACUUUCAGCUGUGAGAUGAAAACGUUCUCUGUAAAAUAAAUUGCUUUCUCUAAAUUAAAAAAAAAAUGUCAAAUAGCUACUUUCAUCUUGUACUUAGUCUCAGGUUGAAUCAGAGAAAAGAUUUCGGGAUGCAGAAAUCUCAUUCAAAUCUGCAGUGUAACCUUGGUGUUGUUCUCAAUCCAAAAAUCACUAUUAUCACAUUUCUUAGUUUUCUGGCCCAUGAAAUAAAAUUAGAAAUGCCUUUAUUAGACACAUUUAAUUCAGGCUAUCAGUUUAAUUUUUACUUGAAUAAUGUGUAACUUUUCAUAUUUCCAAAGUUUCCCUCCCCCUCUCCCCCCUCCCUCCCAGUAGUUGGGGAGUGUGAUAGGACACCUAUGAGAGGUAAAGGGGGAGGAAGGAGGAUUAAUUAGGGAAAGCUCUACAGAUCCCGAUGCUGACCUGCCACCUGUGGAAGGAAAGGGAGGAAACAGGAUUGGACAGGGGGAGCCUCAGACCCUGGUGGAGAUCUAGGAAAGUCGGAGCCAGUGGGAAGCUCUGGGGCAAAGGCUGCCUGGUAGAGAAGUCCUGCACUGGCCAGAAAUGGCUAGACCCUAGUCGCAUCGCCAUGCUCAGUCACAGGCAGGCUUCCCGGGAAGAUGGUGACCGCAGCUUGAAUGCUGCUGUGGUAGGACCCGAAGGUGCUGGGCCGGAGGCCGCUAUUAGCUAACCACAUUCUUCCAGCUGAAGGGCCAUCCAAGCCACGCGUCCUCAUGCCUGCUACAUCAGCUCUGCCACUGUUGCUAAUGUCACUCUCCCCAAGCAGUUCAGUUCUGCAGCUCACACGUUCAGAUUAUGGAUUGUUGGAGACAGGCUCCUAACUCUUCUCCUUCUGGCCUUUAUAGGAGAUCUUUUAAUCUCCUAAAUGAUCACUUUAUCCCGUCAGUCCUUUGCUCAAAAAUAUUUAUUCAGCGUCUCCCUUUUAAAACAAUCCACAAAAUAAUGCCCAGACACUCUAACCUGGUAUUCAAGGCUAACAUAAGACUGGCCCCACCUUACUGUUCUGUUUUUAUCUAACUUUGUGUUCUCUUGUCAAUCCAUGUGGAACCUACCUCAACAUUUCAUUUAUAUUUACAUAUUUUUUGUUGCUCACACAAUGCUUCCUAUUGUACUUAUCACAUCAUUUUCCCUUUCUACUUAUCAAAA
Messenger RNA from Myotis daubentonii (Daubenton's bat), 2014 nucleotides. RefSeq names its product acylphosphatase 2 (gene ACYP2). The record is from RefSeq and is a predicted model, not a curated record. NCBI's taxonomy places the organism in Eukaryota, Metazoa, Chordata, Mammalia, Chiroptera, Vespertilionidae. Bases 1 to 774 code for a protein of 257 amino acids. The transcript is spliced from 4 exons. Gene Ontology annotation, molecular function: acylphosphatase activity.